AUGGCUCUCUGGGUGCUGGCAGCAACCUGUGUGCCACUAAGUCCAGGUGUUGCCACAGAGACAGUUACCACCUGUGAAGUCAACACUGUCCAUUGCCUGAGCUGUGCUGGCGGAGUGAUCGGUGUGCAGGAAGCACUGUAUGGACGUGCAGACAGUGUGACCUGCGGUGACGGAAGACCUCAGGAACAGCUUUCCAAUACAGAGUGCUCGACAAGAGGAACAGUGGACAUCCUCAAGAAAUGGUGUGAUGGAAAAAAAGCGUGUUGUGUCUUUAAAGUAUGUCUUCUUCCUCUUCUUCUUCUAAUGUUUAAUGUGAUUGCUGUUAUUUUGACAGUUUACCAUGUGACCUCUGAGCACUCUUUGGCCUACCUGCAGUGUGAUGAAGGCCAGGUUACAACUGUUUACUGUGCUGAUUAUGGACGCCACGACCAGAGCACAUGCACAUACAUAUGGCCUGCUUCUGAAAUCCAUAAUGCUGACUGCUCACGUUUUGCAAGCACAAUUUCAAGUAGUACAAGCUGCAAUGGGAAAAACAGCUGUAUUAUCAAAGCGAGCAACUCAGUAUUUGGAGACCCCUGUCUCAUAACUUUCAAGUACCUGGAGGUGGCUUAUGUAUGUGGAUAUCCUUCCAUCACUCCAAUAUAGGCUAAAUGUAGCCUACUGAAAUUACAGUAAGAUGACAAUAAAAUUACAACACAUUUGACCAGCAG
This is a messenger RNA of Etheostoma cragini (Arkansas darter), 710 nucleotides long. RefSeq names its product L-rhamnose-binding lectin SML-like. The transcript is spliced from 9 exons. The record is from RefSeq and is a predicted model, not a curated record. NCBI's taxonomy places the organism in Eukaryota, Metazoa, Chordata, Actinopteri, Perciformes, Percidae. Bases 1 to 645 code for a protein of 214 amino acids. Gene Ontology annotation, molecular function: carbohydrate binding.